AUGGUUAAAGCAUAUCUUAAAUUCGUACAACAAGAUGUAUUUGGUGUGAUUGCUAGUACAACUUCGUUGUUUGAUAAGAAUACCAAACAUUGUAUUACAGGUUCAGGUGAACGUAUUUCAAUUUGGAAUCUAAAGAAACAGACUUUGGAACGUUCAUUGUUUGAAGAGGAUACCAAUUCAGAGAUUGCUACACUCGCGUUGAGUAAUGACGGUGAGUUGUUGGCUGCCGGACACAAUGACGGAUCGAUUCGUUUGUGGUCGAUGCGUGAAUACCAAUUGGUAGCGGUGUUCAACGGUCAUCGUGGAUCGGUAUGUGCACUACACUUUAACCAACUGGGAUCACAGCUCGUCUCUGGCUCAAAAGACACUGAGAUCAUCGUGUGGGAUAUCAUCACCGAGACCGGUCUCUACCGUUUGCGCGGACAUCGUGAUAUGGUGACAGCGGUCCGACUUCUCGAGAAGACAAACCGUUUGGUUUCAUCGUCGAAAGACGGUCUUAUCAAGAUUUGGGAGUUGGAAACACAGCAUUGCAUUCAAACUAUCGUUGGUCAUCGUAAUCCGGUGUGGGCAAUCGAUGUCAACGCCGACGAGUCGAGACUUGUCUCUGUUACAAACGAUAGUUUCAUUCGUUGUUGGCGUCUCGAUGCCGGCGAUAGCAAGUCGAACAACAACCGUAAAUAUAUAGUGAAUAAUCCAAUCAAUACAAUGUCGAUAGAUCCAAGUGCGGAGCAAACCAAAGAACAACAACAACUCUCACAAUACCCAGUUGUCAAAGUCAAGAAGGAAGAGAACAGUGGAAGCAACGACGAUGACAAUCAAGACGUCACAACAGAACAAGAGUUUGCAAUCUACUAUGGAUCUGUUCCAUGUAAAGGUGAAUCAUACAACGGUAUUAAAUUCGAUCCAACCAAUCGUGUCCUCAUUGCACAAUCCCAAGGUAAAUUCAUUGAUCUCUUCCAAGUUUCACAUGGUAAAGAAUUGGAUCAAAAAUUAAAAAAAGAAAAUAGAAAUGUAUUAAUUAUUUGCUAUUGUUAUGUCAUAGAAUUAAAUGUAAUAGAUGAAUUUAGACAUACAGAAACAAUAAAGACACCAUCAAAAGUUAGAGGAUUCAAUUUUGGUAAUCAAAAUCAUUGGAACAAGUUUGUCAUUUCGAUGAUGGGUAAUCAGGUUCAGGCAUAUGAGAUCAAACAGGAAGGAACAGAGGUUUUCUCAACUCUUGAGAAUGGAGGUCAUCGUGCUGAUGUCCGUUCGCUUACUCUCAGUAGUAAUGACGCUAUCUUGGCAUCGACAUCGUCGGAUUCCGUCAAGAUUUGGAAUGUAAAGACACUCAAUUGUAUUCGUACAUUCCAGUGUGACUAUGGUCUUUGCUCGGUUUUCGUACCUGGCAAUCUGCAUGUAAUCGUUGGAACCAAGAGUGGAACACUCGAGGUGUUUGAGUUGGCAUCGGCUGAGCAUGUCGCCACUGUGCAGGCACACGAGGGUGCACUCUGGUCGAUGGCGCUGACACCGGAUGCGCGUGGAAUCGCUACAUGCGGUAGUGACAAACAAGUUAAAUUCUGGAAUUUCAAGCUGAUUGCCAAUCCCGACAAUCAAAAGACAAAGAAGCUGACAUUGGUACAAACUCAGAUCUUACAGCUAGAGUCAGAAGCGAUGUGCGUGCGUUUCUCUCAGGACAAACGAUUCUUGGCCGUCUCACUAUUAGAUAACACCGUCAAGAUUUUCUAUGCCGACACACUUAAAUUCCAUCUUUCACUGUAUGGACACAAACUGCCAGUUAUGACCAUGGAUAUUUCCGAUGAUUCCACACUGAUUGUCACUGGAUCCGCCGAUAAGAACAUAAAGAUUUGGGGACUUGACUAUGGUGAUUGCCAUAAAUCUUUGUUUGCACACGACGACAGUAUUAUGCAAGUUGCAUUCAUUCCAAAGACUCAUCACGUCAUUUCCACCAGUAAGGACAAGCGUAUCAAAUAUUGGGAUGCCGACAAAUUCGAACAUAUCCAAACUCUCCAGGUUCACCACGGUGAAGUUUGGUCGUUGGCAAUGGGAUCGGUCGGUACAUUCUUCUUGACAGGUUCACACGAUCGUUCCAUUCGUACUUUCAAACAAACUUCAGAACCAGUCUUUGUAGAUUCAGAGAAACAGCAAACACUUGAAAAAGAAUGGGAAGCAACUUUAGAAGAUGAUAAUAGAGUUAGAACAAAAGAAAUGUUGGAAGAACAUGCUUCAGCAAAUAAAAAAACAUUGGAAACUAUUAUUGCAGGUGAAGAAAUAUUGGAUGCUGUUUUAUUGGCAGAGAAUGAAAGAAUUAGAUUGAAGGAAUAUCAAGAGACUGCUCAAACUGAAGAUGAACCAUACAAUCCCAAUAUUUUGUUGUUUGGAAUGUCACCUUCCGAUUACCUGUGGAACAAGGUGUUCAAGGUGCGUGCCAGUGACUUGGAAGAGGCACUCGUUGUCUUGCCUUACUCCACUCUCAAACCACUGUUUACCUACUUCUCAGAGUGGCUCAACGCCGGUAAGAGCGUAGAGUUGAUUUCGAAAUGUUUGUUCUUCUUGGUGCAGACUCACCAGAAUCAAUUGUCCACUGAAAUGGAAAUGGUGCCAUUGCUGCAGGCCAUCAACGAACGUUUGAAACAGAGAGUACAAAAGGAGAAGGAUGCCAUUGGAUUCAAUCGAUCGGCAAUGACCUACCUGAGGAGAGAGGUUGAGCUCGAGAAGUCCUACGCCUUCUUUGAGGAUGCUCCAUCUGCAACUACCGCCUCUAAAACCUCAUCUUCAUCCACAGCUAAACAAUCAUCAAAAGAACCACAAAAGAAGAGUAAAAUUCAAACCGAAACUUUAUUGUUACCAACAAAAUCAACAAAACCAAUUAAAAAUAGCAAUAACAAACGUACAAGAAAAUAA
This is a messenger RNA of Heterostelium album PN500, 2901 nucleotides long. RefSeq names its product WD40 repeat domain-containing protein (gene wdr3). The record is from RefSeq and is a predicted model, not a curated record. Gene Ontology annotation, cellular component: small-subunit processome; Pwp2p-containing subcomplex of 90S preribosome. The transcript has 3 exons. Gene Ontology annotation, biological process: maturation of SSU-rRNA. Gene Ontology annotation, molecular function: snoRNA binding; protein binding. Lineage: Eukaryota; Evosea; Eumycetozoa; Acytosteliales; Acytosteliaceae. The coding region runs from base 1 to 2901 and encodes 966 amino acids.